Messenger RNA from Penaeus vannamei (Pacific white shrimp), 1249 nucleotides. The record is from RefSeq and is a predicted model, not a curated record. NCBI's taxonomy places the organism in Eukaryota, Metazoa, Arthropoda, Malacostraca, Decapoda, Penaeidae.
UUAAAACAAAAUCUGAACUCCCAGGAUACCAGCCCGGCCCGUAUGGCAGCUAUCUCAGGGGACACCGACUCCGACGACCGCAUUCAGGAUAUAGGCCAGUGUACUCGGUUCCUUUCCCCGGCGCGCAGUACAACAACGACUGCGGGAACCAGCUGCUGACAUGCGUGGAGGAGGAAGACUGCAGCAAAAAGGUGCACGCGAAUGGGCAAACGGAUGGGCAGAUUUGCCCCCUUUCUUCAUGUAUGAAAAGAAGCUUGGAUACUGUGCUACCGUUGAGUUUGAACAGAAGAACAACCUAGACGCGAUGCAGGCGUGUGAGAGUCAAAACGCCAGGCUCUUGUUCUUCGAAAAUUCUGCGGAAUUCAAUCAGAUCGCCGAAAUGAAGAAAAAGAACGAGACCUUCUUCUUUGGUGAGAAAACUUACUGGCUGGAUGCUUACUACGACGACAAGAGCGAGACGUGGAUCAGGAGGACCACCAGGGAGCCUAUCAUUUGGGAACAGAUCUUCUCGCAAUUUACCCCGAUCGUAAACACGACGACCAACCUCGAAGUCGUUCGGCAUAUCAACACGACGCAGCGCUGUCUGACGGUCAUCUACAACUCGACGCAUCCAGAGCUCCUGCAGGUUGAGAAGGCCAAGUGUUCAGAAAAUAAGGAGAUUGCAUGCAAGCUAGGGUUUUAUACGAACAAAUGCCGAGAUAACAAAAAUGUGUGCUGCUUUUCUACCACUUCGGACUACUACUUAAAGAACACAUUGACAGGUACCGGCAGCACCAUUGGAGAAGCAGAUUCAAAUUGUUUCUUGGAGAUUAUAAAAGGAGGGAAGCCUGUCGUGGAGCCCUGUGAUAAAGUGCUAGCCACCCUGGAGCCCUCCACGGUCAAUAACACGGAGCUGAGAAUCCCCUACCGCAUUGGGUCGUCCUUCUUCUACUUGGACAACACGACGUGUCUGGGGAAGGCCGACCGGAAGGCUGUCGUGUCCGACAGGAAAGUCCACAACUUCAUCUCUCGCUACCUGGUCAUGGCCAACCUCGUGAAGAACUUGACUUAUGACUCUUUCAUCAUCGGACUCCAGUACAAGGGCCACGUCCACAAGCUCAUCUGGCAGAAUGGUAGGCCGUACGAUUACUACAACGAGACCUUCUGGAACGGCUACCAACCCAACUUUGACAAGUUCGGCGACAGCCAUAAGCCAGUGUGGGCCACUACGUCGUGUCGCCAAUUGACUACCAGUACAAGUGGGAGCUGA